Messenger RNA from Morus notabilis, 2545 nucleotides. Its product is annotated as cyclic nucleotide-gated ion channel 1. The record is from RefSeq and is a predicted model, not a curated record. Bases 88 to 2334 code for a protein of 748 amino acids. The transcript is spliced from 8 exons. NCBI's taxonomy places the organism in Eukaryota, Viridiplantae, Streptophyta, Magnoliopsida, Rosales, Moraceae.
ACAAUUUAGUCCAAAAUUAUAGCACACUUCAGUUAAUUUCUCCUACACUUUUUGCUGGUGUGAGUACUAAUUAUAGGAAGAUCAGUUAUGUUGCACCGUGAACGUGAUCAAGUAGGGCUUUUAACCGGCGGUAUCUCACCGGCAUUAGAGAGUCAAGUAGGCAGGAAUCCAAACAUUACUACCACUGUUCAGCGUCAACAUUCAACAAAAGAUGACGAACAUGCAGGGAAGAUGACAAUAUCAUCAACGAUGAAGAAAAUUAUUGAUCCGAAAGGAGAGUAUUCUCCAAUGUUCAAUAAGAUAUUUCUGACGUCAUGGGUGAUUGCAGUCAUAACGGAUCCAUAUUUCUUAUACAUUCCAACUCUAAACGAGGAAAAGAAGUGCCUUAGAAUGGACAAGAAGUUGGCCAUUGUUGCUCUUGUUUUGAGAUCUACCACAGAUCUCUCUUACAUACUGCAUAUUAUUUUCCAGCUUCUUGCUGGAUUCAUGCCCAACUCCAAGAACUGCAAGGAAUGGAAAGAAAAUGGUUUCCUCAAAUAUACUUUGGCUAGAGCUACGACAUUUAAUUGGUCAUACUUCCUAAUUGACGUCCUAGCUGUUCUUCCUAUCCCACAGGUGGUAAUUUUAGUAUACUUUUCGAAGAUACGGCCAGGGUUCAGACCAUCGAGUACAAGGAAACUCUUGUUAUACGCGGUUCUUCUGUUCCAAUAUGCGCCAAGGGUUUUCCAAAUAUACCUAUCUUGUGAAGAACUGAAAAAGACUCACGAUGCCUUCAGUAGAACUUUAUGGGUUAGAGGGGCAUUCAAUUUGUUUCUCUACUUCAUUGCUGGUCAUGUACUUGGAGCAUUUUGGUACCUCUUUUCCAUUGAACAAGAGACAACGUGCUGGCAAUAUGCAUGUAAAAAGCAAGUUGGAUGUCUUCCAAGUGUCUUUAACAGCUGCAACGACAAUCCUCCGAGGAAUUUGACAUUUGUGAAUGACUUUUGCCCUAUAAAUCCACCUAACUCCACGGUAUUCGACUUUGGAAUAUUCCUUGGAGCCAUGCAAUCUGGUAUUGUUACCUCGUCAGAUUUUCCUAAAAAGUUGCUACAAUGUUUUUGGUGGGGGCUGCGGAAUCUGAGUUCUUUUGGUUCAAACCUGGAAGCAAGUUCCACUGCCUGGGAAUCCUCCUUUGCAUCUCUCAUUUGUGUUCUCGGCUUGCUUAUAUUUUUAUAUCUUAUUGGAAAUCUGCAGUUAUAUAUGCAGUUAUCAACUCAGAGAUCAGAAAAUAGAAGACACAAUAGGAAAGAGGAGAUUCAAAAGAUACUAAAAGCGAGAGAACCUGACAUAGACCUCUGGGCGUCCAUCCAUAAGCUUCGUGAGCCCGAAGAAGUAAAGACGGUGAUCAUGGCAUAUAUGCAAGAAUUAUUGGAACAUGAAAAGGAUCUUAAUUUCAAGAAACUGCAAAAGAAACUGCAUCCGUAUCUUCUCCAAGCUAAUCAACAAAAGCAAGAAAAUGCCCACCCUUCGAGGCAAAAAGAAAGCGACCUUUGUGCCAUGCAUGACCUACAAAUAAUAUAUUUGAAGUUGGAAGAUAUAAUAUCAGGGGUGAAAAAACACCAAUGGAAUAAGACCGAAGAAACUGCAGAACUAUGGAUGUUGAAAAACGGCAUCCCUAAACAUAUCAUUCCCAUGAUCAAGAAAUAUGUACAACACAGAUUACAAAAUAAUAAUGAUGAUGUUGAUGUUGAUAUGGUGAAUCUGUUCUCAAUUCUUCCCAUCGAACUUCAGAGGACUAUCAAGCAACACCUCUGCCUCAGCCUGCAGAUCCUGAAGAAGGUACCGGAGCUUCAAAAUGUGGAUGAGGAAGUGCAUGGAGAGAUCAUAAAACUUCUGAAGCCCGUGGUCUAUGCGGAGAACAGCUACAUAAUACGAGAAGGAGAGCCGAUUAGUCACAUGCUUUUUGUCACACAAGGCCUUGUGUGGGUCUUUGGCAAUGGUUCAAUCAUGAAGAUCGUAGCGAAAGGCGAUUAUUACGGAGAACAACUUCUGGAGUGGCAGUUGAGCUCAGCCUCCUAUACCGAGGUGCCGAUCUCGACCAAAAAUGUCCAGUCCCACACCAAUGUCGAAGCCUUGACACUCAAGGCAGUGGAUCUGAAGCACAUACUCACGAAGUACUGGUGGAAAUUCCCAAUCGCUAAGCAAUAUGAGGCCGAGCUUCUGAAGCGAUUUGCCAUCAGCGCAAUCAGAGAAGCUUGGUUGCGCUGCCGACGCAGAAGGCAAAAAGAUCCGUCGCAUAAGUGGCCAAUCGUCAACCGGAAAAUCAGAAGUGUCACCGCAUGGAUGCCAUCGUGAUAUUGAAAUAAUGUUUCUAGGUAGGACUCUUUUCUGUUUAAAAUCUCUGCUUUAGUAACCAUUUGAGAUAUCUCAAGCGUUUACUAAUUACUAUCAUGUAUUAAAGUAAGACAUUUUAGGGCACGGCACAAUCAGCAUAUAAUUUUGUUGUAUAAUAUGACGACUAGAUUUUUUAAUUACUGGACACAUUUUGAUGUGAUUAAUAUUAAGG